Solanum stenotomum is the source of this 1111-nucleotide messenger RNA. RefSeq lists its product as uncharacterized. The transcript is spliced from 6 exons. The coding region runs from base 142 to 816 and encodes 224 amino acids. The record is from RefSeq and is a predicted model, not a curated record. Gene Ontology annotation, cellular component: cytosol; nucleus. Gene Ontology annotation, molecular function: protein-folding chaperone binding; Hsp90 protein binding. NCBI's taxonomy places the organism in Eukaryota, Viridiplantae, Streptophyta, Magnoliopsida, Solanales, Solanaceae. Gene Ontology annotation, biological process: protein folding; chaperone-mediated protein complex assembly.
GAAGUGAGCUCUCACACGUUUUAACUACUACUUAAAGGGUUCUGUAUUAUCAUCUCUGCCGCUCCACUAUUUCUAGGGUUUUUCAGUCUCUCUUUCUUUAACCUCUUCUCAUCUGCUCUAGAAAAAAAUAUAUAUUCAAAUAUGAGCCUCCAUCCAGAAGUCAAGUGGGCACAAAGGCCUGAUGUGGUGUAUCUCACUGUGAUGCUACCAGAUGCUAAAGAUGCAAAAGUGAACUUGGAUCCAGAAGGAGUGUUUAACUUCUCUGCUAGUGCUGGGGCAGGAGACCGUCACUAUGAGUUGAAGCUUGAGCUUCAGGAUAAAGUUAAUGUUGAGGAGAGCAAAAUUAGUACCGGCGUGAGAAGUAUUUUCUGCAUUUUGCAAAAAGCAGAGCCAAAAUGGUGGACUAAAUUAUUGCGUGGAGACGGUAAAGCACCACACUAUGUGAAGGUAGAUUGGGACAAGUGGGUGGAUGAAGAUGAUGAACCUGAUGCUGGUCCUGGGGAUAUGGAUAUGAAUUCAAUGGAUUUCUCAAAAUUCGGUGAUAUGGGUGGAAUGGGAGGUGAUAUGGCUUCAAUGAUGGGCGGAAUGGGCGGAAUGGGUGGAAUGAUGGGAGGAAUGGGUGGGAUGAUGGGAGGAAUGGGUGGCAUGAUGGGUGGAAUGGGAGGUGAUAUGGCUGGAAUGAUGGGUGGAAUGGGAGGUGAUAUGGGGGAUGACCUUGAUGAGAGUGACGAUGAAGAGCAAGAAGUGAUAAAGCCUUCCGCUAAAGCUACUGAGGUGGUAGAUGCGAAACCUAAGGCAGAAGGUGAAGCUGCAUAGGCAAGAAGCAGAAGCUCGGGUGCAUAAGUAGACGCUGUUGCUGAAGACCUGUUGGCUUGCUUUCAGCAAUGCACUAGAGUGGCAUGGUUAUAAGUUGUCCCUUUUCAGUUCAUGAAAGUAAAGAAGUUUAUGGCCCAUGGGAGUUUGUUAUGAGGGACAUUAUUAUCAUUUUCAUCCACCUGAGCCGAAAAACAUACCUUUAUAUGCUUUAGAUUGUUUGACUUUUGUACUAUUGUUUUAGUUCGACUGAGAAUGGUGUCUGCACAACUUGCAUCAAAUAUCUCUAUCUUCCUGA